CGCGCUCCGUGGUGGCCCCACUGUCGGCGCGCCCGCAGCCCCGCCACAGGCAGCCCAGGCUGCCCAGUGCUGCCCAGGCAGCCCAGGCAGAGCCGAGCCGACCGCACGGCCAGCCGAAACCUUCGACCCACUAGUCUGCGGAAACCUCCGAGGAGUCACAACCAGGGAAUGGAUCGCGCCAGUCGCCCAGGUCUGUGGAGUGCCCGCCUAGCAAGCCCGUGCCCACGAGUCUGACGGGCUGUUGCAGGGGCAGGAUGCUCCCCAGUUGGUUCGCCCUGGCUGGGUUCUUUGCCGUGUUCACGGGCGGCCCUCUCCGAGUAGCCGGCCAGGGGUGCUUGCCGGUACUGCUCCUGGCGGCUGUGCAUCUGUCCCAAGAGGAAUGCCAGACCCGGUCCAUCUACUGCUACGAGUGCGACUCGUGGAAGGACGCCCGGUGCAAGGACCCGUUCAACUACACGGCACUGCCCCGCGACCAGCCGCCCCUGCAGACAUGCAACGGCUGCUGCGUCAAGAUGGUCCGCAACGCCAGGAGCCAGUACGAGACGGUGCGAAGGACCUGUACAUCACAGUUGCAAAUUAAUCUUUUCAUGGUGGACCACGUUUGUAUGAUGGAAAGUAGCGGCACAGGCCAUAUGUGUUUCUGUGAAGAGGACAUGUGUAACCCAGCCACCCCGACAACCCGUCCCGCAGGGCCGGCCGUCCUCCUAGCCUCCGUCCUUCCAGCAAUCCUUGCAUGGCAGUGCGUGGCGUAGCGUGGCGUAGCGUAGCGAGGCGUAGUGUAGCAUACGUUCUGUUACUUUUGUUGACGUUGUUGCUGCUCCAGUGAGCUGUUUUCUGCGCCUUGGAGGCAAAGGGUUGGGUUUCACGCGGUUCCGCGGCGCGCGGGUCCGAGUCAUGCGAAUUACCAGUAAAAGGCAAACAUACGGCUCUUUUCAAAAUUGAUUUUGCUGAACCGAUUGUCGAGUUCACCUGCAACCGGUAAGCUACAUAAUAUGUCUCAAAAAUUUAAGCAAUUUUAAUUCCAACGAGGAAAGUCCAGAAAUAAAGUAACUAUAUUUUCUUUCUCACUGCCAAAUUACGAUUAAGGGGAAAGCUUCAAUAGUUUCGGUGUUUCCCCUUUGCCAAGAUGACCUUAGGGGUUCGCAUCGCGCCUUAGACCCGCGCACCGCGCGGUAGAAACGAUUUUAGUAUUAAGUGCAAGAGCUGUGAUAUGUAGGUGAUGGCAAAAAGUAACUGAUGAAGAUUUGUCGCGAAUCAUCCCGAGUUUCCUGCCCUCCUCCCAUACAAAACUCGCCUUUCUACGUGCACUGUUAACAUUUUUUUAAACUUUCAAAAUUUUUUCAAUAUUUUUGAAAUCUGUCACAAAGUUAUCAUCUUCAAAGAUCCUUAUAAAAAAAUUACAAAAUUGCUUAUUAAGUUAUUUUAGUAUAACUUUCAACAGUGUUGGUUGUGUCGUAUGCGAGAGUCAGGAACGCAGUUUGGUACUGCUUUCGGACGCCCCGCUGGGCGAAAAUACAAGUCUUCCCCCAAAGUAGCGACUCCACUAAGACACCUGUAGAUCCACUGCAGAGGAGCGCGUUCCUUGGAGUAAAUCGUUUCUAUUGAUUCUGUAGAUUUUUUCCAAUAUUUUAGAGCAUAUUGUAGUUAAUAUUAUUGCUUGUGUUCUGAAACGUACUAUUGGGUCAAAUAUAGGAAAUUGAUAUUAAAUUUGGUCAGAUAAAAAAAUACAGCAGUUAUGAUGAUCUGAAUAUCAGUUUAAGUCUUUGCUUUAGUUGUGAGGUAUGUAGUACAAAAGAGUUGAAUUAAUUUUGACGUGUAUAAAGGAUAUCCACAUAUUGUCCACCACAAAUACUGAUAACACAGUAAUUGCACAGUUUCUAGACUUCUAUGAUAAAAGAGAUCCUCUUUGUUAAAAACACCAUUACUAUCAUUUUAGUCCUAAUUAACUAGAAAUUUAACUUGUUACAAUGCCUCGCAAUAAUGCAAAAUAAGGAAACAUUGAUGGAAAUAAGGUCAGACGCUAACUGUUUCCCUUCGCCUCAUUUGGUUAUAACGCUCUUGGGAAAAAAAUGUGAAGGGUUGAAGGAAAGCUUGUGAAAAUGAGGUACGUUCAAAAAGAUAUAAGUACAGGACACAUAUCACUCCUCAAUUUAAGGGAAACUGUGGGCUCAAUGUAAAAUAUCUAAUCCAUGUAUAGUACUAAGCAACAUAACAAUGUACCUACAUUUGAGGCAAUAUUAGAAACUGAUAAAGUUUCUAUGAAGAAGAAGAAGUCUGUUGCCAAGAACUAUUGGGAAUUUUAAGCUUCAAGCUUUGUGACAUUUGACACAAUAUUACGGAAUCCAAAAUUGAGAUUUAGGAUUUUAUAAGCUAACAAGACCCAGGACAUUUAAACUCUCUUCAAAUUCAUUUAAAAGUUCUUUCAAUUUUUUUAGUAUUGCUUUUAUAAUCUAUUCUGGGGAAAAUUUCUUAUUAAGGUUUUAAUUGAAGGUCAGUUACAUACUUAGGCCAAAUAAAAAAUCUUUUACAUUCUUUGUGAUCUGUAGGUAGUGUUGUAGUUAACCAUUUAUUGUUGAUAUUAAUAUUAUCUGGGAGGGAGGGCUCCAUAAUUUUUAAAACAAUAAUUAAUUUUCUUAUAUAAGUAGCUCAUAUCAAGAGUAUUAUAAAAUUAUGAAAGCAAAUUCAUGGCUUUUCAUAACUGCUCAAGUUCCAAUAUGGGUGUGAAGUAGGAAGAUGUAACAUUUAACAGAGUUGACAGGAAUAGAUGUUAUCCUGGAGAUAACACAUCACAUCAGUAAAACAUUCUAACAACUUAAACUUUUGGAAAUUAUUGAAAUUUUGGGAGGGAUAAAACAAGAUGGAUAGGCAUUUCAAAGACAAUAUUUGCAAUGAGUAUGAUACAAAUAAGCAACUUUCUGUCCUUUCUCAAUCUCUAAUGGUGGAAUCUGGAAAUUACAUUAUGGCCUUACAAUGUUGCUUGCAAUGUCUUCUAAAGCUAGCUGCACGCAUGAAUCACAUAGUAGGGCACAAAAGCGUCAUGCACAGCCCGAAAUACAUGGAGUAAAGUGGCUUGACUAAAUGCUUGACAUUGUGAUCAAGUUAAUAUGUGCUAUUGGCUCAAUUUUUCCUUUUAAUGUAGAGAAAAAGCCGUUGCGGAGCAUGGGAGAAAAAGUUAAGCACUCCACCGUCAGAGGCUUCACUGAGUAAAGCUUAUAGAGGCAUGCAUUUACUAUAGUUGGUUGUUGACUUUCCAGGUCAUACGGAAACAGCAAAAGUUAACUUUCCAGCUUACAGCUACGCUCCUCGGAAGAAUCAGGGUGACAUAAGGUUGUUAGAUGAUUCCAUCCCUAGGCUACGUACACUACAACCAUGUCACUUUGUAUGGCAGAACCAGCAUGUUGUAGAUUUUCUAUAGAAAAAGCAAUUGUGAUAGUAGGAGAGUUGUGGCAUCUGCCGAUCUCAGCCUGUAGAUACUCAAUCUAAAAUCUGUAGUUAUGGUCUGGUCUAUAUUAUGAUUUCUUUCAGUCAUAAAAUUAUCAAUCUAAUCAGUUGAGUUAGCUCCUAACCACUGUAUCAUUAAUAAACCAUGCUGAUUGCACUAAUGUAACUGGCUUGAAAUAGCUCUAGAUAAAACAUGAUUUUUAGGGGGGGAAAAUGCUCCCAGUAGGUGCAUGCUAAGAAUUGUUGGACUUAGCCAACUCUUCUGCCAUUCAGUAUGGUAGUUGAGUUGGCUAUGAAAAAGGAUCGAAAACUCAAUGAACCCCUUCAGACAUCAAAAUGAGACAAAACAAAAAAUCAAAGUGUGGUAAAUCACAUGUUUUGUCUCAUUUAAAAACAGUUUUUCUUCUCCACAUUGUCCCCUUAUUGCGCCACAUUAAUGUGGUUAUACUCCUGGGGUUGACAAUGAAGUGGAUCCUGGUAAUAGCAUGUAAUUUAUAAACAUGGAUUACUGGAGAAGAAGAGCUUGUUGUCCCCUUCCAUGUGGCCUGUUGUCAAUCUUUUCCACAUGUCAAUUAUAGAAGCCACUUUGAAUGGAUACUGUGAUGAAAGGUCAUGCUCUUUGCUGACAUACUCUUUUGAAUAUGUAUAAUUCAUUCACAAAUGUAAGAAAUAAGCAUCCGUCUUCAUCUGUCUAAUAAUAAGGCACACAAUAAAUUCCCUCAUUGUCAUGUGCAAAACAUACACAUACAUAUGAUGGAGACACAACCAUGAUAAUCAGGCAAGAGUCUCAUUUUGAAACAAAUUAGUACAAUAAUCCAGAUAACACUCCAGACUGCAAUAGAUUAAAUGAUUAAGAAGCAUGCACAGGACAGAGUUCAACUCAUAAUCGAGGUAGACUACACCUUGAGGCAAUUUGGUGUCAAUGAAACAAGUAAAAUUUCUGGCCAUAACAAAUUUGUUUAAAAGAUUUUCCUAAUUAAAUGAUGAUUCAGAUAUCACUAACUGAUGAUGGCAAACUUGUUUCAAAAAGGUGGAAGAUAGAAAACUAUACCUCAUUUAAAUUGAUGUGCAGUCUUCUUCAACACACAUUGUUUGGCAGAGAGAAUGAUUGUUUGAAAUGUUCUUCAACACAUCAUAAAGAACUGUAACACACAAUUGGAACAACAUGUGUGUCAGAUAAGAGACGUAAAAAAAAAUCCAAACAAAUCAAUCAUGUUAGUGUACUUGUAUGUUCAUGUAUUUACUUGCCUUCAGUGGGAGCUGUCUUCAUCCAGGACUAGAAUGUGAAUAAUAUGGAAUGACAUUUUUUUACUCAAUGUGGUAUGUCACAACUUAUUUCAAUAAGUGAAAACUUGUAGGAUAUCUGAAUCUAGAGAAUGCUUCCUUUUGUAAGAUUAUGAGUAUCCACAAGAUAUGUUUCCACAUGAUGUAAACAAAAGAAACAAACCUGAUUAAUAAUGCAAGUAAAAAUUCAAUUGAUACAUGAUGUGUCAUCGCAUCGCAUUAAUAGCUAACAAAAAUAGUGCUUCACAGAUGGAAGUGCUAUUAUUCUUUCUGUAUACUUAGAAUCAUUUUUUAUAACAAAGAUCAUUCAAAAUUGUAACUCAACACAGCAAUAUAACAAAGGAUUCAGAGUAGUCUUCAAACGUGUGACUGUGCCCAUAUUACAAAAAAAUAGACUAUAAGUAUGAGCUGUACUUCAUCUACCUUCUUAACAUUAAUUAAUGACUAAGUUGAUACUUCAUCUGUUAUCAUUACAUUUAAUGGGAUUUCCCUUGGACCACACAGCAAUAAUGUCAAAUGUAUGAUUAUUCAGAUAGCAGUAUUAAAUUUUCAUGUUGCUGUUUUCCUGAGAUAUGUGAGAAGCAGUAAUGCUAAUUCAGAUGUCAUUCUCCCCUGUAUUAAAAUAAACAAAAUUUUAUUAAAAAGUUUGUUGGAAAAAGGUUGAAGUACAAGCUAUCGAUUUUUCCUUCAUCCAUUUUUCUUUUCUUUUAUCUAUUUUUUGUUUUUGUUUUCAUUUUGGAAACUUGAAAUGUGCAAUUUUUAAUAAAGACUGUAUUACAAGUAAACAA
Messenger RNA from Frankliniella occidentalis (western flower thrips), 5513 nucleotides. It is a transcript of the gene qvr, whose product is annotated as protein quiver. Bases 255 to 752 code for a protein of 165 amino acids. Gene Ontology annotation, biological process: regulation of synaptic transmission, cholinergic; positive regulation of voltage-gated potassium channel activity; sleep. NCBI's taxonomy places the organism in Eukaryota, Metazoa, Arthropoda, Insecta, Thysanoptera, Thripidae. The transcript has 6 exons. The record is from RefSeq and is a predicted model, not a curated record.